Pollicipes pollicipes is the source of this 1200-nucleotide messenger RNA. Its product is annotated as tripartite motif-containing protein 3. The record is from RefSeq and is a predicted model, not a curated record. The transcript has 5 exons. NCBI's taxonomy places the organism in Eukaryota, Metazoa, Arthropoda, Thecostraca, Pollicipedomorpha, Pollicipedidae. Bases 1 to 1200 code for a protein of 399 amino acids. Gene Ontology annotation, biological process: proteasome-mediated ubiquitin-dependent protein catabolic process; protein polyubiquitination. Gene Ontology annotation, molecular function: protein binding; ubiquitin protein ligase activity.
AUGCACGAGUGCGGCGACACACUGGACGCGGCGGCGGCGCAGGCGCGGCGCGUGCUGAAGGAGAACCAGUCGCGCGCCGACAAGCUACAGAACGUGCUGUGCAUUCUGCAGGGCAAGCAAGAUGCGGCCAAGCGGCGCCUGGAGGAGGCCGUGGCGCGCCCCGGCGAGGCCGUCCAGGCCUGGAAGGCCGCCUUCCGCCAGGUGAUCGACUCCGAGUUCGUGCACAAGGCGGACCUGCUGCACGGCCAGCUGGCGGUGGUGCGCCGGGCCUCGGUGGGUCUGCACGCGGGACUGGAUCGCGUCGAGGCGCUGCGCUUCAGUCCACGCGUCGGUGAGGCGGCGCCGGCCGUCGCCGACCUGCUGGCGCGCUACGUGGCCGAGAGCCGCGAGGUGCAGCCGGACCUCCUGCUCGACUUCGCCUUCCGCGAGGUGCCGGCCGACCGUGUGCUGGACGCCGAAGGCGCCGAGGUCACCGACGUCAUCUGGGUGGACGGCCGUGACGGCACGUACACGGUGACGUUCCGCGUCACGCGGCCUGGCGCGCACGUGGUCUCCGUCUACCUCUACAACGUGCACGUGACGGGCAGUCCGUACCGCAAGCCGACGCCGCCCCGCGUUGUCACCUUCAUUGCCGGCUUCGCCUCGCCGAAGUCGAACCCGGAGACGGCCACCGUCAACGGCACUCAGAAGCCGCAGCCCGGCGGCCGCCUGGCCGUGCGCUUCGACCACGGCGUGCGCGUGUACUCGGUCAUUAGCGGUGCUAUGCUGCUGCAGGUGGGGGCGGGCUUGCUGCGCCGGCCGUUCGGCCUGGCCGUCACGGAGCACACGGCCAAGCUGUACUUCGUGGCGGCCACCGAGACCCGCGUGGCCGUCACCGACCUUGGCAACAACGUGGUGUACCUGCUGAACUGGGAGGGCCGGCUGGUGGCCUGUGUCGGCGACGGCGGGUCGCCUGGCACGCGGCUCUCCGACCCGGCCGGCGUCGCGCUGGACGCGGCCGGCAGCCUCCUGGUGGCCGAUUCGAAACACCACCGCUUGCUGGUCUUCUCGGCAGAUGGCGCGCCGCGCGGCAGCGUCCGUGUUUCUCACGAGCUGAACCGGCCGUCCGGGAUCUGGCUGGACGGCCGGAAUCUGCUGGUGCUCAACUACUGGGGGAACACGGCGCACCGGUACACCCUCACGUUCGAGGAUCAGGAGUAG